Oncorhynchus nerka (sockeye salmon) is the source of this 2582-nucleotide messenger RNA. Its product is annotated as CXXC-type zinc finger protein 5-like. Bases 478 to 1320 code for a protein of 280 amino acids. NCBI's taxonomy places the organism in Eukaryota, Metazoa, Chordata, Actinopteri, Salmoniformes, Salmonidae. Gene Ontology annotation, molecular function: zinc ion binding; methyl-CpG binding. The record is from RefSeq and is a predicted model, not a curated record. The transcript is spliced from 3 exons. Gene Ontology annotation, cellular component: nucleus.
CUAUGAAAUGUGUUUGCAUGUUCUUCUCCGCGAGCGGGGAUGUAGAGGUGGGAUUGCGAGAAUCGAAAGGUUGGAGAGCCCACACGCUCAGCUUCCGAGAAAGUACGUUUUACAAUAAUGUAUUAUUCAAUUUCUCUCUUGUUCUAUACAGGCGAGGACUAUAUUAAUUCAGUUUAGUGUAAGGUUGUCUUUCUUUCUUUUUUGACAUCAAUCUCUACGGUAGGCUUGGAGACGGACCGCUUGGACAGUGGGAGCCCUCCCCUCCUCUUCGUUCUGGUUUGUUUGUAGGUUGACAGUGGAAGGAUGUGGAUGAGGCCUGAAGUUUAGACAGAGCACAAGGGCUCUAAGGCCUGCCUGUGAUUGGCUGUCCGAUUCAUCCUCAGCGGGAGGCGCCACCUCACCUGGGCUCAGAACAGACUGUGAGAACUUCUCGGCUCCCCCUCCCGCCCGCCCCCCCAGCCCUGCACGUACUGGAACAUGUCUAGUGGACGGUCGGAGGGAAGCCGAGACCGGACAGCCGAGGCCCUAGAGCGAAGCAGCUGCAGUGAGGAUGUCCCUGUCAUCGAGCGCAGGAACCGCAGUGGCAUCAUCAGUGAGCCUCUGAGUAAGAGCCUUAAGAGGUCCCGCACCCUCUCCCAGUACACAGCCGCCUGCCCCACCAACACUAAUGGACGCGCACGCCACAAUGGAGAGACCAAGAGCCACCCGGCCAAGCCCCAGCCGCCCCCACAGCCCCAGCCCACUGUCUCAGCGCUGGCGGCAGCCAAGCUGGACCGGACCCUGGAGCAGGUCCUGGAAGGACAGAACGGCCUGCUGCACUUUGCCCAGGCUGCGGUGCUGUUAAAGAGGGCUGGGAUGGAGCACAUGCUGCUGCCGGGGGGGAUGGGGAUGGGGGGUAGCGAUUCAAUCUCAGGGGCAAACGACUUGGAGGGUGCGUCUGCUGCGGACUCCAUUGGCGGUAUUGCGGACUUCCCGUACGGUGUGGGAGGCGGCUUCCCGUUCAAUCCCGGACUGUUUAUCAUGACACCGGCCGGCGUGUUCCUGGCCGACAGCGCUCUGCACAUGGCUGGCCUGGCCGAGUACCCGGCGCAGAGCGAGCUGGCCUCUGCCAUCAACUCCGGCAAAAAGAAGCGGAAACGCUGCGGCAUGUGCCAGCCCUGCCGUCGGCGAAUUAACUGCGAGACGUGCAGCAGCUGCCGGAACCGCAAAACGGGCCACCAGAUCUGCAAGUUCCGCAAAUGUGAUGAGCUGAAAAAGAAACCGUCUGCCACUCUGGAGGUGAUGCUUCCUACAGGAGCAGCAUUUCGGUGGUUCCAGUAAGACUCUGACCCUCCUCCACUCUAACCCCUACCUACACAAACCCAAAGCUCUGCGAUCAAGUGCAAUGCCAACUCUCGCUUCGAUUGUAUCGGGCAUGGACACUGGCUGACAAGAAAACAAACUAACAACAAAUAAAAUGAUGUAAAAAAAAAAAUAGGAAACAGGAAUGAUACAAAAUAAUCAACUGAGUAAUGGAUGCACCUAAUUAUUCCUUGAACCAAAAAUUAAAUAUAAAGAAAAUAAUCUAUGGCAACUUUCAUUCAUUCCCUUUUCUAUGUUCCCAUUUUGGUACAUUUUGUCCUGUUUCCAGCAGGACUUUUCUGUCGCUCAGACAUGGAACUGUUCAUUGCCUAACAGAAAUGAUGGACUGAGUGUGGACAAUCAACACAUGUCUGUGUUUGGUGUUAAUGUUGUUCACGUGUGGAAAGAUACAGUACUUGUGUAGAGAAUGUACAUUUAUGGCUAUAUUUUAAAACUAGUGGCUAAUGGCAGGCACUAUUGUAAUUUAGCACCAUUGUUCUUAUCUAAACCCUUGUCUAUUUUAUGAUUUAUAUUGUUGCAAGAAUAUAGUUUGAAACGGAUCAAUGGUUGUCUUUUAAAAGAAAAAGGAAAUGUUUCAAAAUGUAAAAAUCCAGAUUUCUGAUUCAAAUUAAAAAUCAACUCUCACCCUUUGGGGCAGAAGUCUAGGGGACUCUUUAGCAGGAUGAUGCUAACCUCCAGAGAACUCACUGGAAUCUCCAACCAACCAACCAACCAACCAACCAACCAACCAACCGUGUUUUUCUGGCCUGUAUUUCCAAGCGUUUUAUUUAGUGAAACUGGCAGCCUUACAUUCCUGUGGCCCUAGCGACUGUGUCUGGCAUGAGGAGGACAGAGGGCGACAUCACUAGGAGGCACUUGAUCUGAGUCUACCCAUUUCAACGCACUGAAACAUGAAUUUAUCUUUAUUUUGUAUUUGUAUUUUUUAUUUUAAAUUAUGUUGCUGAUAGCUACAUCUUUUAAAAACAACAGCGAUGUUUGUAUUCAUUUAGAAAAUUGGACUGGUUUUGUGAAUAAAAACGAAUGCAUGUAUUUGUGUAAACAUUUACAGUUCUGAUGUUUGUCUACUAGUCUUUGCAUGUUUUUUCCCCCUAAAACAGAGGGUGAAGUAUGAAAAUGUCCGGUAAAUCUUUCAAAUUUGUUCCCUUUUCAUAUCAUUGGAUGCUAUAAUUUAAAAAAAAUAUUGGGCGAGAAAUACAAAUCAUUAAAGCAGAAGGAGGAAA